Molecule: messenger RNA, 2963 nt
Organism: Betta splendens (Siamese fighting fish)
Lineage: Eukaryota; Metazoa; Chordata; Actinopteri; Anabantiformes; Osphronemidae
Gene: tpcn3
Product: two pore segment channel 3
Exons: 16
Coding region: 290-2746 (818 amino acids)
Biological process (GO): monoatomic ion transport; transmembrane transport
Cellular component (GO): membrane
Molecular function (GO): monoatomic ion channel activity
Source: RefSeq, a predicted model, not a curated record
GCAUCAUGGUCACCCUCCUGCUCACUCUGAUGGACAUGAUCAUCUACGGAGCCUUAGUGGUGAGCGGCUGCUCCGCCGUGCGCUGGUCCAGGGUCCUGCGUCCGCUGCUGCUGGUCAACGUCACCGAGGGCCGACAGGUGCCUCCAGUUUUUGGCCGCAGGUCGACCGAUUGGACGGCGAUGGGCUUUAAAAGCAGGCGUGUGUGUGUGCUCGUGCUGUGUGUGUGUGUGCGUGUGUAUGCGUGCUGUGUGUGUGUGUGUGCUCGUGCUGUGUGUGUGUGUGCGUGUGUAUGCGUGCUGUGUGUGUGUGUGUGCGUGCUGUGUGUGUGUGCGUGUGUGUGUGCGUGCUGUGUGUGUGUGCGUGCUGUGUGUGUGUGCGUGCUGUGUGUGUGUGCGUGCGUGCCUGUGCCUGUGUGUGUGUGUGCCUGUGUGUGCUGUGUGUGUGUGUGCGUGCGUGCGUGCUGUGCGUGCGUGCGUGCUGUGCCUGUGUGUGUGUGUGCGUGCUGUGCGUGCGUGCCUGUGUGUGUGUGUGUGCCUGUGUGUGCUGUGUGCGUGCGUGCUGUGUGUGUGUGCGUGCGUGCGUGCUGUGCGUGCGUGCGUGCUGUGCCUGUGUGUGUGUGUGCGUGCUGUGCGUGCGUGCCUGUGUGUGUGUGUGUGCCUGUGCUGUGUGUGCGUGCCUGUGUGUGCCUGUGUGUGCUGUGUGCGUGCUGUGCGUGCUGUGCGUGUGUGUGCUGUGUGUGUGUGCGUGCUGUGCGUGUGUGCGUGCGUGCUGUGUGUGUGUGUGUGUGUGUGUGUGCGUGCUGUGUGUGUGUGUGUGUGUGUGUGCUGUGUGUGUGUGUGUGUGUGCGUGCUGUGUGUGUGUGUGUGUGCGUGCGUGCGUGCGUGUGCCUGUGCCUGUGUGUGCGUGUGCCUGUACGUGUGUGUGUGUUCAGCUCCGCAGAGCCUUCAGGAGCAUCAGGAACGCGCUGCCAGAGAUCUGCUACGUCUUCCUGCUCUUCAUGUUCAGCGUCCUCAUGUUCGCGCUCAUGGCUCUGAAGCUGCUGGGGAAGCGCGGGCUGAAGACGGUGGACGGGGCUCCGUACUUCACCAACUACCUGGAGAUCGUGCUGGAUCUCUACGUUCUGGUCACCACAGCCAACAGCCCCGACAUCAUGAUGCCGGCCUACAACUCUGAGGUCGUCUUCACCCUCUUCUUCAUUCUCUACAUCUUCAUCAACACCUACAUCUUCAUGUCUGCCUUCCUGGCCGUCGUCUUCAACAACUACAAAAAGUACCUGAAGGAGGAGGUCCGGCAGCUGGUGAGGGCCAAACGGCACAAGAUGGUGCGAGCGUUCGCCAUCCUGCAGGAGCGGCGGGAGGCGGAGGCGGAGCCGGUGGUGAGCCGGGCCCACUGGAGGCAGCUGGUCCGACUGGUGCAGCCCGGCAUCAGCACCGCCCACAGGGAGCUGCUGUGGAGCGUGUGCGACCUCCAGAACCGGGGCUGCAUCGGGAAGCUGGCGUUCGUGCAGCUGGCCGACCUUCUCAACAUCGAGGUCAUCACGCUCAAGUCCAGGCCGCAUCCUCUUCAGAACUGGUUUCCAACCCUGUACCUGUCGGCUCCCAGUCGACUGCUCUGCCGCAUGGUCCAGCACCGGGCCUUCGUCAUAGUUUACGACCUGAUCAUCCUGGUCAACGCCGUGAUCAUCGGUCUGGACGAAGAGAACCCGAUCAUCUCUAACUGUGAAUGGUUGUUCCUGACCCUCUACCUGCUGGAGAUCGUGUUGAAGCUCUACGUCUUUGAACCCAGGAGCUUCUUCUCCAAGCACAGCUUCUGGAACUGCUUAUCAACAUCCCACAUUAUAAGUACCAGGUUUGAUACCAUCAUCGUUGUCUCUGCACUGAUUGCAACAAUCAUCAACUCGGCUCUGAAGUCAUCGGGCGGAUACAACAGCCGGGAAAUCCUGGACAUCGUCUUCAUCCUGCGAGUCCUCAGGCUGAUCCGGGUGGUGGACAGCAUCCAGAGGUUCCGCACCAUCAUUAACACCCUGAUCAGGAUUGGACCGGCCAUCCUCACGUUUGGGCAGCUCAUCCUCGUGGUGUACUACAUCUUUGCCAUGGUGGGGAUGGAGCUGUUCAAAGGGAAGGUGAGGUUUUACGGCGAGGACUCCAGCGACCCAGCGAAGGCCUAUUGUGGAAACCCUCUGCUGCAGGGAACUGCCUUCGCACAGUCCAACUACUGCAGGAACAACUUCAACAACGUGGUGUCAUCUUUCAUCCUGCUGGUGGAACUCACUGUGGUCAACCAGUGGCACGUGCUCAGCAGCGGCUUUGCCACCGUCACUCACGCCUCAGCGAGGAUCUUCUUUGUUGUUUUCCACAUUGCAGUCGUCAUCGUCAUCAUCAACAUCUUCGUGUCGUUUGUUCUCGAGGCCUUCUACGUGGAGUACUCUGUGGAGAAGGGAGACCUGCAGACAUCUCUGGAGCGCAAAAUUGAGGAACUGGAGCUGGCUGUGGCUCAGGAGAAGCUGGAGGAGAAUCUGGUGAACAACAUGGAAACCACAGACAAUGACCUGGGAAGUGGUCAAUCAGCAACAAGAAACAAAUCCACCCUCAUGUUCAAAAUCGCUUCCAAAAGGUAUCGCACAGUGGACGCUUUUCUGCAGCGCAUGUUUGAAGCCGAUCUCGACCCUGAAGACUUUGCAGAAAACGAUGAACCUGAAGCUCAGACAAGCGGAAACUUUGCAAACCCGACUUUCAGCUCUGCUUAAACUUUUCUACAAAUAUGUCGUUUAUGAAGGGAACAGGAUCUGUCUUUUGGGUAGGGUUUGUACCCUGUAUCCUGGUCUAGAGCCUCGUGGUCAUAGCUGACAUUCAUACAGUGGAACGUGGGCUUAGUGUUCAGCUCGUAUUCAGUGCUAUAUUUUUAUAUUUCUAUGUAGAAACAAAAGAAAUCAGUAUUUUCACAUAAAGAAUAUUCAUACCGUG